AUGAGCACCAAAGCUAGCACUCUCAACCUCACCUCUGGCUACUCCUCCUACUCCGGCACGGCUGCUGCCACCGGAAACUUGUUUUCCCUUGGCCUCUUCCUCUUGCAACAUAUCCAAAUCCCUGAUAUCAUCAUUGCAGCCAUGGUUUUCAUAACCAUCCAUUCUUUGAGGUCAAAGAAGCAUCACGGCCUACCUAUUUGGCCUGUCCUUGGAAUGUUACCUUCUUUGGUCACAGCACUCAAAACUGACAAUAUGUAUGAAUGGAUCACAGAUAUACUCAACCAUCAAAAUGGGACAUUUAGAUUCAAAGGGCCUUGGUUCACAAGCCUUAAUGGCAUCAUCACCUCUGAUCCUCGCAACAUGGAGCAUCUUCUCAAAACAAAGUUCCAUGUUUUCCCUAAAGGAAAGUUCUUCAGGGACACAGUUUGUGACCUACUUGGAGAUGGUAUAUUCAGUGCAGAUGAUGAGACAUGGCAAAGACAAAGGAAAACAGCAAGCAUUGAAUUUCACUCCACAAAGUUCAGGAAACUAACAACUGAGUCACUCUUUGAGCUUGUCCAUAACAGGCUAAUACCUGUCUUAGAGGAAUCUGUUAAGAAAUCUCUUACCAUAGAUCUUCAAGAUAUCUUGUUAAGGCUCACUUUUGAUAAUGUAUGCAUGAUAGCCUUUGGUGUUGAUCCUGGUUGUUCACAACCUCAUUUGCCUGAAAUACCAUUUGCCACAGCCUUUGAGGAUGCAACAGAAGCCACUGUGCAUCGAUUUGUCACACCUGAGUUUAUGUGGAAGGCCAUGAGGUUUCUCAACUUGGGCAUGGAGAGAAAGCUGAAGGAAUCAAUAGAAAAAGUUGAUGAAUUUGCUGAGAAUGUUAUUAGGACUAGAAAGAAGGAGCUCUCUUUGCAAAGUGAAGACAAGAACACAAAAUCAGACUUGUUAACAGUGUUUAUGAGACUCAAGGAUGAGAAUGGACAACCAUAUUCAGAUAAGUUCUUGAGGGAUAUAUGUGUGAAUUUCAUAUUAGCAGGGAGGGACACUUCUUCAGUUGCUUUGAGCUGGUUUUUCUGGUUGCUUGAUCAAAAUCCUGUAGUGGAGGAGAGAAUACUAGAAGAGAUUUGCAGGGUGGUGAGUCAGAGGGAGGAAAUCAACAAGGAACUAUUUGAUAAUUCUUUGACCUUUAGGCCUGAGGAGAUAAAGAAGAUGGAUUAUUUGCAUGCUGCUCUUUCAGAAGCUCUGAGGUUAUAUCCUUCUGUUCCUGUUGAUCACAAGGAGGUAGUGGAAGAUGACACAUUCCCAGAUGGAACUCUACUAAAGAAGGGGACGAAAGUGAUGUAUGCAAUUUAUGCAAUGGGAAGAAUGGAAAAUAUAUGGGGCAAGAACUGUAGAGAAUUCAUGCCAGAAAGAUGGUUAAGAGAUGGUCACUUCAUUAGUGAAUCUGCUUACAAAUUCACUGCUUUCAAUGGAGGACCUCGUUUGUGUUUAGGCAAAGAUUUUGCAUACUAUCAGAUGAAAUAUGCUGCAGCCAGCAUCAUAUACCGCUACCAUGUGAAAGUGGUAGAGAAUCACCCUGUUGUGCCAAAGCUUGCUUUAACUCUCUACAUGAAACAUGGAUUGAAAGUUAACCUUCACAAGCGUCAUGCAGCAAAAAUUCAAAAAUACUUUAAUGAUGGAUACCAUGCUUUAAAGUGA
This is a messenger RNA of Gastrolobium bilobum, 1683 nucleotides long. RefSeq names its product cytochrome P450 86B1-like. Gene Ontology annotation, molecular function: monooxygenase activity; iron ion binding; heme binding. The transcript is spliced from 2 exons. The record is from RefSeq and is a predicted model, not a curated record. NCBI's taxonomy places the organism in Eukaryota, Viridiplantae, Streptophyta, Magnoliopsida, Fabales, Fabaceae. The coding region runs from base 1 to 1683 and encodes 560 amino acids.